GUGCGCGAGUCACAGAGAGGGAGUUCAUUUGGUUUGUGUUUAAAGAGCAGUUGCUUCACAGUCGAAAAUAUCAGAACAAUAAUGGCAGAAACUCAAGAAGAGAUGACCCCCAUUGAGAUGAAGGUGGCACGUCAAGUAGAGUAUUACUUUGGAGAUCACAAUCUCCCGAGAGACAAGUUUCUCAGACAGCAGCUGCAGCUUGAUGACGGCUGGGUGACUUUGGAGACCAUGCUUAAAUUCAACAGAUUAAAGACUUUAACUACAGACAGCAGCGUCAUCGUUGCAGCUCUCCAGAAAUCAACGACGGGUCUCUUGGAGAUCAGUGAAGACAAGACUAAAAUCAGGAGGUCUCCAGACAAACCCUUACCAGAAAUAAACGACGAAUACAAAGACGGAAUAAAAAACAGAUCCGUUUAUGUUAAAGGGUUUCCUCUUCAAACAACUCUUGAUGAGAUUCAAGAGUGGCUGAAUGGAAAAGGCAACAUAGAAAACAUCCAGAUGAGGAGAAACCUGCAACGGCAGUUUAAGGGAUCUGUGUUUAUCUGUUUUGUCACUGAAGAGUCAUCGAAGCAGUUCUUGGAACGUUCUGAUGUAAAAACAUUCAAAGACAAUGAGAUGAUUGUGUUGUCACGGGAAGACUACCAUACAAAGAAAGCAGAAGAAAGAAAACACUACAAAGAACAGACAAAAGCAAAAGCUAAAGAGAAAAAAGAGCAGCAUCAAAAACAAACAGAAGAAAAAGAAAUGGGUUUGCUGCUGGGUGAACAGACGGGUUGCUUAUUGAAGUUCUCUGGAGAGCUUGAAGAUGUGUCGCGAGAGGACUUUCAUGUAGUGUUUUCUGGGCACGGAAAGAUAAAGUGGGUUGACUUCACAAGAGGAGCCAAAGAGGGCACCCUUCUUUUUGACGGGAACGCAAAAGAAGCGUUCGAAAAGGCAAAAGAGGCAAACGGCGGGGAGCUGAAGGUGAAGGACAACACGGUUACAUGGCAGGUGCUUGAGGGAGAAGAGGCGAAGGAGAAUCUGAAAAAGAUUAUCGAAGCGCAGCAAGAAUUGCAAAGCCGAUCAUCAAAAGGCAGAGGUGGAAGAGGAAGAGGCGGUGGCAGAGGAAGAGGAGGCCGAAAGGGAAGAGGUGGAAAAGAUCACGGCAGAACUCAGUUCCAAGGAAAGAGGACAAAAUUUGACAGCGAUGAAGACGAUGCACCAAAGGAGCUAGAAGAUGGUGAUGGUCCCCCAGCAAAGGUUACCAAAACUGAAAAUGGAUCUUAAGGACGAGACAGAUGCCCAGUUCCCCUUUUUUUAAGUAAAAACAUUUAUUAUAAAUAUUAUGCAGGAGGCAACUUAAACUCAUUCCAGUAAAAGCAUCAUGUUUUGGAGAACCUUAAGAAGUCUACUUGGAUGUCCACCUAAAGGAGAAAAAAAAAAAUCAAAGCUUAAAAUCAGUUUUCAGCCUUUUUAAGUCUCUGUUGUGCCUCUCACAUAAAUAUUUCUGUACAUUUUCAUUUAGCAUGUUUUGAUUUUAACAUAUUCUUCAGGAAACAGCUUUUGACAGUAAUUUAAUUUCUCCAGCAAAUGUUUUUAGUUAUUUUCUUUGAGACCUGUGUGACACGUAAAUGCAGUGUGCCAUUGUUUUCUUUGUAGAUUUCCUACAGAAUGAUGGAAAUGUGCACAGAAUAUUUUCAGUUUGCAUAUGUUAACAGCAAAUAAAAUCUUUACAAAACCAAA
Messenger RNA from Nematolebias whitei (Rio pearlfish), 1722 nucleotides. It is a transcript of the gene ssb, whose product is annotated as small RNA binding exonuclease protection factor La. Lineage: Eukaryota; Metazoa; Chordata; Actinopteri; Cyprinodontiformes; Rivulidae. Gene Ontology annotation, cellular component: nucleus; cytoplasmic stress granule; ribonucleoprotein complex. Gene Ontology annotation, biological process: positive regulation of translation; RNA processing. The record is from RefSeq and is a predicted model, not a curated record. Gene Ontology annotation, molecular function: RNA binding. The transcript is spliced from 12 exons. Bases 82 to 1266 code for a protein of 394 amino acids.